Messenger RNA from Cottoperca gobio, 1370 nucleotides. Its product is annotated as coiled-coil domain-containing protein 39-like. The coding region runs from base 53 to 1222 and encodes 389 amino acids. Gene Ontology annotation, cellular component: axoneme. The record is from RefSeq and is a predicted model, not a curated record. The transcript is spliced from 9 exons. Gene Ontology annotation, biological process: inner dynein arm assembly; epithelial cilium movement involved in determination of left/right asymmetry; cilium-dependent cell motility. NCBI's taxonomy places the organism in Eukaryota, Metazoa, Chordata, Actinopteri, Perciformes, Bovichtidae.
CAACCAGAGAGAAAACAAAACCAACAAGAGGCUAAACAUCUAUAAAGACAACAUGGUGGAGCACAACGUCAUGAAGAUAGAAGUCAAGCGUAUGAGGGAUCUGUUGUACAACAAGGCGGGCAGCGUGCUGUCCCUGGAGAAGAGGAAGCUGAAGCUGCAGAAAGCAAUAAAGGACAGAGAGGAAGAGGUCAAGGUCUACAGAGACAUGCUCGGCCAGCAGCUCAAGAUCAGUGAGCAGGAGAGGCAGAAACUCAGUGCUGAACUGAAUGAGAAACUGUCCAAGAUCGACAUGAUGAAGAAACGCUUUGAGGUUGUGACGCUUUCAAUGGCAGCUCCUGAGGGGGAAGAGGAGAAAUCGCAGACUUACUAUAUCACAAAGGCUGCACAAGAGAAAGAGGAGCUCAAGCGUAAGGGAGACAGUCUGGAUGCUAAAAUCCGCAAGAUGGAGCUGGAAAACAGAGCUCUGGAGAACACCAUUCAGUUGUUCAACAACAGUAACUCAACAUUUCGCAAAUCCCUCAACAAAGUCAAUGAAUCCAGUCCAGAGUACAAGGAAAGACUGAAGCUGGGAGAGCAGCUAAGGGCGGCUGAAGAGAAGCUGAAGUACAAGAAAAGACAAGUCCAAGAGCUCCAGCAGGACUUACAGGACAUGAACAAUACCUUGGAGAGUCUGCUGCAUGACGAGCAGGUGGAGAAACACAAAAUAGAGCACAAACAGUCGCUCAUCAGUAAACUGAACAAAGAGAUCUCUUCACAGCAGGAGAAGGUUGUCAGAGCCACAAAGCAGUGCUCGAAGCUGACAAAAGAGAUCCGCUCAGCAAAAAGCACCAACACCGAGACUUUUGAGGAGAAGGACAUUAAGCUGAGGGAGCUGAAAGAAUUCAAUAAGAGUAUCAACAAGAUGCUGAAUGAAACCAUGGAGGACAAACCUGACCUCAGAUCAGUGUUGGAGAAAUACUUCCUGCAGGCCAAUCUGUCUCUUCCUUCUCCGUCUUCCACUCCUUCCAGCCAUCGGAGCUCCAAUAUGAGCUCUGCCCGCAGCUCUGCCUCUCUUAGGUCUCCUGCGUCCUCAGCCAGCAGCAGCCCCAGGGCGUCUGCCCUUCACUCCCCCGUGCUGAAGACUGUGGAACUGGGCUUGGAUCUGACCGUGACCUCCCCUCCUCUCACCACCUCCAGACGUUCUAGCUCUGCGAGCAGCAGCAGAAAGUUGAAGAACCCAUAGUGUUUAUUAUCAUUCUUUAGUUACUGCUGUGAAUAGAGAGCAAGAGACAGAGCAUUACACUAUAUAGUUAUAUAGCUGCACAGAACAACUGUCUCAUCAAUUCUGAAAGUGGCAUAAUUUUAAUGCAUCAAUAAAUCUGUUAUGUGUG